Prunus mume (Japanese apricot) is the source of this 2570-nucleotide messenger RNA. RefSeq names its product nitrate regulatory gene2 protein-like. NCBI's taxonomy places the organism in Eukaryota, Viridiplantae, Streptophyta, Magnoliopsida, Rosales, Rosaceae. The record is from RefSeq and is a predicted model, not a curated record.
UCCAGUUGGUUUUUCGUGCUUUGCACAUGUGAUUGUUCUUCAUGUUGGAGUGAGGUCACUGAAGUCCUCUACUGAUCAGCCUCAGAAAACCUUAUGAAUCUGGCGAGAAAUACACAAGACUACCCUUGUGAUUUUGGUUUUGAUUCAAGCCUGAAAAAUUCAUAGGGUGAAAGGAGAAGGUAAGAGGAAACUAGAGAUGGGAUGCUCUACAUCAAAGCUAGAUGAUGUGGAAGCAAUUCAACUUUGUAAAGAUCGAAAGAGAUUUAUUAAACAGGCUCUUGAGCAAAGAACACGAUUUGCCUCUGGACACAUUGCCUAUAUCCAGUCCCUAAAAAGAGUUUCAGCUGCUCUUCGUGAUUAUGUCGAAGGAGAUGAGCCUCGUGAGUUCUUGUUAGAGUCAUUCAUAACCCCACCUUUCACACCCAUUAAGAAAACAAGUCCUGGUUUUAUCUCAAUUUCACCAAAAUCCUUCACACCUACACAAAUCCAAUCUGAACCCCAUUCAUCUGUGAAAAUAUGUUAUCUAAGAUCAGGAGGGAACCCAGCAGUUUCAGUUGAAGAGAGGCCUCAAUCACCAGAAACAGCCAGAGUUGAAACUUACUCUCCAAUCCACCAUUUUGGGAUGGAUGGGUUCUUUGGAAUGCAAUCUUCACCAAUGAAUUCUUCGUUCUUCUCUUAUUCCCCUAACAAUAGACCCAACAUCCCUCCGCCUUCACCUCAAAAUUCUCAAUGGGAUUUCUUUUGGAACCCAUUUUCAUCAUUAGAUUACUAUGGUUAUCCCACUCGAAGUAGUCUUGAUCAGACAGUUAUGGAUGAUGAGAUUAGAGGUCUAAGGCAGGUCAGAGAAGAAGAAGGGAUCCCUGACUUGGAAGAAGUUGAGACUGAACAGGAGGAAUGUGCUAACGAGGCAAAUGUAGCACAAGAAAAGGAUAAAGUUGAUCUAAACUGCAACAGAGAAGAAGUUAUUAUUGAAGAUGUUAAUGAGGAAGAGGAGGAAGAGGAGGAGGAAAUGGAUAGCGGAACUGAAAUUGAGCAUGAUGCAAAAAUGCCAUCGCAUAGUAGUGUGAGUAUAGAGGUGUCAAGAUCUCAGAAUACAAGACAAGUUGAAACUAGUAACCAAGCAACCGCUGUUGGUCACAGGGAAGCUAAGGAGGAAACGCCAGGCUUUACUGUUUAUGUAGACCGAAGGCCAACAAGUAUGGCAGAAGUUAUCAAGGUUUUAGAAACUCAGUUCAUGAUUGUUUGCAAUGCAGCCAAUGAGGUCUCAGCAUUGUUAGGGGCCGGUAGAGCAGAGUACUCGUCAACCUCCAACGAACUCACAGCCAUGAAAAUGUUGAACCCAGUAGCUUUAUUUCGCACAGCUUCUUCUCGCUCAGCCUCUUCCAGAUAUUUACUGAAUUCUUCGUGCUCUAAAGAUGAAGGCUAUGAAAGCAGUAGUGACAUCUCAGAGGAGCCCUGCAUGUUUUCAGGUAGUCACCAAUCAACAUUGGAUAGAUUAUAUGCUUGGGAGAAGAAACUCUAUGAGGAAGUCAAGUCUGGAGAAAAGGCUCGGAUUGCAUACGAAAAGAAAUUGACGCAUCUCCGGAACCAAGAUGUAAAAGGAGAUGACUAUUCUGCAUUAGAAAAAACAAGGGCAGCCAUUAGAGAUCUGCAUACUCAGAUGAAGGUUUCAAUACAUUCGGUUGAAGCUAUUUCAAACAGGAUUGAGACCUUAAGGGAUGAAGAAUUGCAGCCUCAACUUUCAGAACUGGUACAAGGGUUAGCAAGGAUGUGGAAAGUAAUGGCAGAGUGUCAUCGGUCACAGAAACGAAGCCUAGAUGAAGCCAAGGUUUUACUAGCAGGCACGCCUUCAAAACUGGAAGCUAAAAGACAUUCUUCCAUUUCAAUUACUGAUCCAAACCGGCUAGCACGUUCAGCUGCCAAUCUUGAGACAGAGCUGAGGAAUUGGAGAGCUUAUUUUGAGUCAUGGAUCGCUUCUCAACGAUCCUAUGUGCAUGCCUUAACGGGGUGGCUGCUCCGUUGCAUGAGGGCUGAUCCUGAUACAUUGAAGUUGCCACUCUCUCCCCGUCGCUCAAAUGGUGCUCUUCCAAUAUUUGGAAUUUGCAUCCAAUGGUCAAGGUUUCUGGAUGCCAUACAUGAGACACCGGUGCUGGAUGGACUAGAUUUUUUUGCAGCCGGUAUGGGGUCCCUCUAUGCACAACAGCUUAGAGAGGAUUCACGUCAUGUUAGGGUAGGUUCAAAGAGAUUUGGAGCUGGAACACCAGAUGAAUUUAGUGGGGAUAUGAAAAUUGUGGAGGUCGGUCAAGUUGAACAAGUAAUGACUGCAGACAAAAUGGCUGAGGUUGCUAUAAGGGUACUUUGUGCUGGAAUGUCAGUUACUACGAGCUCACUGACAGAGUUUUCUAUUGCUUCUGCUGAUGGAUAUGCCGAACUUGUGAAUCAAUGGGACAACGCCAAGGCUUAGAGCUGCAAUGUAGUUUUCUGAUGUUUAUGGGGUAGUUUAGUGAUUAAUGGAUGUCAAUGUAAUUAUAAAUUAAUCUAUUUUGAAUAUUAGCAUAGAGUUUUUGCCA